Emys orbicularis (European pond turtle) is the source of this 1706-nucleotide messenger RNA. RefSeq names its product THAP domain containing 2 (gene THAP2). The record is from RefSeq and is a predicted model, not a curated record. NCBI's taxonomy places the organism in Eukaryota, Metazoa, Chordata, Testudines, Emydidae. The transcript has 6 exons. The coding region runs from base 9 to 737 and encodes 242 amino acids.
GGAGCUGGAUGGAGCAGCCGGGAAGCCGCCAUCUUAUUAAAGGGAAAGAGCGAGUCUCCCCAGACCACCCCGUGUGCCGCCUGCGAGAGGAGAUGCCGACCAGCUGCGCGGCGGCGGGGUGCGCCGCCGUCUACAACAAGAGCGUCAACGUCAGCUUCCACCGAUUUCCCUUGGAUCCCAAGAGAAGAAAGGAAUGGAUACGUCUUGUAAAACGCAAUAAUUUUGUGCCGGGCAAACACACUUUUCUUUGCUCAAAGCAUUUUGAAUCCUCCUGUUUUGACCUAACUGGACAAACUAGACGACUUAGAAUGGAUGCUGUUCCUACAAUUUUUGAUUUCCCUGCUCAUCUAAAACUCAAGAAACCUAUGUCAAGAAAUCUUCUGAAGAAGAAAGAUGCUUAUGCCCCAGAAGGGGUAUCUAACUUCAAAACAAACAUUAGCUGUAGACAAGUACAACUUGAACACAGUUAUGCUUUCAGAAGCCCCAUGGAAGCCAAGAAAAGGAUAAUUAAGUUAGAAAAGGAGAUAGCAAGCUUGAGAAGAAGAAUGAAGAACUGCAUUCAAAAAGAACAUAGAGCCACACAAAGAUGGAUAGAAAUGACUUGCCUCAUCAAAAACUUGGAAACAAAUAAUAUUUUGCCAGGAGUUGCAUUGGACCACAUUUUACCAAAUGCCUUAAGAAACCUUCCCUUGGAAGACUUCAAAAAUAUUUUACAGGAACAGCAAGAUCAUCUAUAACAGCUUUGCCAAUUUUAAAACUAGACUUCAAAAUUUAAAUUUAUACUGAAUAUAAUGCCAAAAAAAUGUAUCCAGCUUAUUAUGUUUUUCUAAGACAUUCUUGUGGUGGUGAGGGACAACACUGGUUCUUAUAGCUGCUUAAUUAAUUGCAAAUACCCAUCUAUUACUAAUGAAAACUUCACCACAAGUCUUUUAAUUGUGAUAGUAAGUUUUCAAUCAGUUAAUAAGAGUGCCUUAUGCAAGAACUAGUUCUGUGAAUUAAUCAUCUUUCAUUUUUAAAUAAUUGAGGAUUGUGUUUUGGUUGAUGUUGAUUGGUUGGUCUAUUUUUGUAGAACAUCUGAGUAAUUGAAAUGGACCAUUUUUUGAUGGAACACACACUCUAUUCAGAAAUGAAUCAUGGGUGCUGAGGAAGCCUUAAGAACACCAGAUUAUGAGCAUUGAAAAAUGUCAGCUGCUCUAUGUCAAGUGGCAGGACAAGACUCAAAAUGAGGAUAUUUGAAGCCAAACCCAGCAGUCAUCUCCAGCAGCACUGGUUUGGUUUCAGCAGCUUUCUUGAUAUGGAGGUAUUGUCCGUCUCGGAGAUGUUUCAUACAGGUAUACACUACAGGCAUUUUGCUGUACCUUUAUUAAGGUCUCUACCUUCUCCUUUUCCAGUCACUUCUACCAAAGAAGGUUUUUGUCUUCACCUCAAUUUAUUGAUGGGUUCUGGAGCAGGUUAUGUCCUAACAAAAGCAAUACUCGUUAGUCUGUUUUCCAAAAAUGUCAUGUAGACUUAUAAACCAAAUGCUUAUUUUGUAUUAGUUUUUGAACAGAGUAUAGGUUUUAUUUGAAAUCCAGCUUAUUGCAUAAUUAAUCAUUAAACACCAUGCUAUGUAACAGGUGACCUUAAAUCUUGUAUGAUUAUUUUGACAAAGUGCUAUGUUUUUCAUAACUAUUGUGCUAGUUUCAAAUAAAAAUGUCACUUUUCAA